AUGCAGCCAUGGCCUAAGCGCUUGCCAGGGACUGGUCGGCCGGUCAGGGUGCCGACAGGUGAAGCCUUGCCAUCCGCGUCCUCUGCGGCAGUCCAGCGGGCCACUGUGCGCGCAGAAGCGACAGCCAAGAGCCGCAGCAGAAAGAGAAAGGCCGCUGCGGCGGCGCCAGACAGUUCAAAGUCGCAGGCGACGAAGAGGGUACGUUCGAGUUUUGGCUCUCGAGAUGCUGCUCUCGACGUCGGUGCGGUGGCGCAAAGGCUCGCAGCGGGCCGCUCAAGCCACAACUACGUGCUUCUACUCCAGACCUCUUUGCUCAGUGCGAUCUCGACGGAGCAGUUGACUUCUCUGCCUGCCUGGGUGCUCGGAGAUGUCGUAACGUGUAGGUCAGCAGAGUUGUCCAGUGUGCGCUUGCAGCACGAGGUUGUAGAGGUGGCGCGGGGCCGCGUGGUCGUGAAAGAGUUCUGCGAUGCUGCCGAUCCUGCCCAAGCAGUGCACCGCGCCAGGGCCAAGGCCGCUGAGGCUGCGUCUGUUUCUGAAAGCAGGACGCUUAGCUGGAUGUCAGCGCAGUCGCAGCCGCUCGCUCGAAGAUCGCUGAAGCCAGCAGCUGCAGAGCUGCAUGAAAAACGCUUUCCGGGUCACCGGGUGCUGCCUCGCGCAGACCGUCAGCGCUUUGAGUUUACACUAGAUGUGCCUUGCCCCCAAAUUUGGGAUAUGACCCCGUGGCGGUGCCGCAGCUGCGACUCCGAGACUUGGCAGGUGACACCUGCCGACAUGGAUGCCGAGUGCUCUCGUUUGGGCCUAGGCGCAGUGAUUCGCUGCGAGGAUACUAGGCACGGCAAGGUGUCUGCCUCUCCCUUGCUUCUGUUUUGGCUGCUCUUCAUGUUGUACAGCAACUUAAAUUUGCAUGCAGUGCGAAGGAAGCUACUGGAUCUGUAUUCAGCCUCCGUGCUGCAUGCCGCCCAGAUGACUCCGACGCACAGGUACUCCGUUGCUUUGGGCUGGUGCGGGGUCGAUGGCAGCUUGUUGGCGCCGGUGUCCUUGGCUGAAGCGGAGUCCUGGCCCUGCGUUGAGGCGUCCUUGGGCCCGCUGUUAAGGAAGAUCAAGCGCGCCCGGCUGCAGGCCGGAUUCAGCUUAGAAGAGUCUUUGCCGUGCUUCCAUGCCACGGACUCGUAUCACAAGCAUCGGCAAAAGCUUUGCAAGCUCUACGGCCGUGUGUGGCAGGAUCUGCGGGUAGAGGGACGGGCGCCCACCCGCUGCAAAGAUGCUUAUGGUAAGAUUGCCGUUGCUUCCGAGGCGGCAUCUGGCGCCACGGCCGCAGACUUGGCCGUCACGCACGCAGCUCAGGAGUUAUUGCGCGCGUGUGUGAAAGAAUCGGCGGCAAAAGUGGCAGAGGCGGUGGCGAGUGCACCUGCAGAAGCGCAGGAGCUGCGUGCGCUGCUUGCUUGCGAGAACGGUCAGGACCACGAGGUUUGGCCCGCCCUUUUCAAAGCCGCUCCUCCGCAUGGCGUGCUUGCGCGCACAGCGAGGCUGCUGGGGGCAACGCUGCCGGCCAAGCAUGGGUACUACAAUUAUCAGAGCAAGGAAGACUUUCUCGAUGAGGUUCGGCGCAUGGAAGCGUGGCUGCAAGGCCUCAUGCGGGAAGCUGCUUUAGCGCUGCACGCAGCAGGCAUUGAGUCGCACUCUGGGACAAUCCCUGUUGAGCGGCUGUGGGCGAACAUCGGCAGGUUCAUUCCAAAGGAAGCAACGAACAUCAGUGAGGCUUGGUGGUCUUUCCUAUCCAACCUGGCAUUCUUGCGAUUCAAUUACCGCCACUUCCACAAACAUGGAUUGCCCGGCUGGGCCCGGGAAGACACGCUGGUGCACGAACAGGUAGAAGGCGUCAUGAAGUUGGCGGAGGCAGUCUUGUUCGGAGGCGAGGAGUCGUUGGCCGUGGAGCUGGGCGCUUGGGCAACUAGCAUGGGCUGCGGUCAGCCAAGUCUAGCGUCUUCAGGGCAAGAUGAUGUGGAGGCGGAAGCCGCGAGCACGCCAGACUUGUACUGCCGAGUGCUAAAGCCAAUGUGGUGCCGCGCCUUGGCGAGCGGAGAAAAGAUGUUUGAGGCCCAGAGCUACAGGGAGAAAAAAGGCAACGCCAUGAAAUUCGCCAAAGCUGGAGUGUGGGUUUUGUUUGGAGAAAGCGGCUCGGAGCAAGUGGCUGGGGCUGCUGUGCUGGCAGGCCCAGCAAUGCGAAAUAUCAAGCUCGCCGAGAUCCAGGGCCGUGUGGGCUCUUUGCCUCAGCACUUGCAGGCCCCUUUCUCCGAGUACAUAGCAGGGGCAGUUAAGGUUGAUUUGGUUGACGUGCAGAUCGUCUAUGACCUGAGGCCUCUAUCUUUGAGCUGGGGGCAAGUAGCCGCCAUGUUGAAAUGCAAAGUGUCCCGCAACAUCGGUUUCACCAGAGUGAGAUGCCAGGAUGAAGCAGCUUGGCAGCGGUUCCGCGAACUCGUGGCAGACGAGAGGGUCCCGAUUCGGGAGGGCCCGCCGCGCGCGUAA
Messenger RNA from Effrenium voratum, 2526 nucleotides. The record is from the annotation of a GenBank genome assembly. NCBI's taxonomy places the organism in Eukaryota, Dinophyceae, Suessiales, Symbiodiniaceae.